Molecule: messenger RNA, 3461 nt
Organism: Engraulis encrasicolus (European anchovy)
Lineage: Eukaryota; Metazoa; Chordata; Actinopteri; Clupeiformes; Engraulidae
Gene: marchf4a
Product: membrane-associated ring finger (C3HC4) 4a
Exons: 4
Coding region: 187-1581 (464 amino acids)
Biological process (GO): protein ubiquitination
Molecular function (GO): zinc ion binding; ubiquitin-protein transferase activity
Source: RefSeq, a predicted model, not a curated record
CUGUCUGCAUGCGAUUGAACUUGAGAGAGAAAAGUUGACAGCCUGGCGAAGUUGAUAUGCCAAAGUGAGAGAGAGGAUUUCUUCGACCCUAACCUUACCUUCAUUGACACAGUAAGUUUAGCCGUUCUUGCUACAGUAACCUUAAUAGCCUAUCUGCUCAAUUUCCAUCGUAUUUAAGACGGGCACAUGUUGUUGGCUAUCAGUGUCAUUUUAUGGUGCUGGGGAUUGUUGAGCCGCAGACCGAUGCUGUGUCGCCAGGGCAUGCAGAAAGGCCGCUGUUGCGUCUUGUUCAGUGACCUGAAGGUUUUCCUGCUCAGGCCACCGCCACCGUCGGCACCGCCGCCAGCGCUCCCACUCAUGAGUGGACAAAACACAGAGAGUCAUGGAGCGGCAGGCGCCGAAGAGUGGAACAACACUUCAACGGGGGCCACGGAAAGCUCCAACGGUUGUUUACAUAAUCCAGCGGGCUGGACAGGGUGCCCGUCGUCAAGGGACGAUGCUGGGACCAAACAUAUGGGAGGAGAUGACUGGGGAAGCACAACGGUGGAGCCACCAGGGAACCUGGAUUGCGGCAGCUCCUCCGAGGACUGUUCAAAGGAUAAAUACGACGACCGGACAUCUCUAAACAGCUGUACAGACAGCGGCCUAAGGUCUCCCUUAUGCCGGAUCUGUUUUCAGGGCCCUGAGCAGGGGGAGCUGCUGAGCCCGUGCCGGUGCAGUGGGUCAGUGCAGUGCACCCAUGAGCCCUGCCUCAUCAAGUGGAUCAGCGAGAGGGGAUCCUGGAGCUGUGAACUCUGCUCAUACAAGUAUCAGGUCAUCGCCAUCAGCACCAAGAACCCACUGCAGUGGCAGGCCAUUUCCCUGACGGUGAUUGAGAAGGUGCAGAUCGCGGCGGCGGUGCUGGGCUCCCUCUUCCUCAUCGCCAGCAUCUCCUGGCUGGUCUGGUCCUCCCUCAGCCCCUCGGCCAAGUGGCAGCGCCAGGACCUGCUCUUCCAGAUCUGCUACGCCAUGUACGGAUUCAUGGACGUCGUCUGCAUCGCGCUGAUCAUCCACGAGGGCCCGUCCGUGUUCCGCAUCUUCAACCGCUGGCAGGCCGUCAACCAGCAGUGGAAGGUGCUCAACUACGACAAGAUGAAGGACAUCGACGACCACCAGAAAGGCGGCGCUGCCAGCCUCCGCAGCCUGGCCGCCUUCCCGGGGGGGCUCCGCAGCGCCGGCACAGCAGCGGGGGCCCUCAACGGCCUGGGCCUGGGCUCCGACCUGGCCGAGCGCUCCCCGUCCCUUUCCUCCAUCAUCCUGGCGGCCACCGCCACCCCCACGGCCACCACGGCGGUGCCCAUCAGCGGGCCAGAGCCCGAGGCGGACACGGAGCAGCCCAGCAGCAACCACUGCGCGUACAGUAUCCUCCAGAGGCUGAGUCUGCUGAGGCAGCCCGCGGAGUCCCGCACCCAGCAGCAGCAGCAGCCCCAGCAGCAGCCCCAGGCAGAGGCCCAGGCAGAGGCCCAGACACAGGCCCUGGCCCAGUCGCCCCCUAGGGACCCGGCCAACCGUGAGGUGGUGAUGAGGGUCACUACGGUCUGAGGAGGCAGAGAGCUAAUGCUGAUGACUGCACAUGUUGUAUGGACAAGGACCAGUUAAACAGAUUUGAAGCAUUUUUUUUUUCAACUGUCGAUUUUGCGACCAAAAAAAAAACAGAUUUCCUGGUUUGAAAAGCAAAUCAGAGAUGAAUGCUCGUACUCGAUAUCUUGCUCUGUCCUGAUACUGAGUGCAUAUUUCAGAUUCGUAUUUCCAAACAGGAAAUCUGUUUUGUUUUGUUUUUUGUUUCUUGUCAAAUUGACAGUUGAAAAUGCUUCAAAAUUGCCCAACUGAUUAGAAUGUGACGUUGGUGUCCAUUCUAAUAGACAGUCAUUGGACCCACCCAUACGUAGAUAUGAACACUAGACUCCAUGUUUAGCCUUUUGCCGUGGCCCAACCAUGCCGUCGCCGUCUUGUCGGUAUCUUAUGAUUCAUACCAUCACUUACACUUACACUUGGCGUUGUACUGGAUAAACAUGGCGGCAAGCCAUUUGUUCCAAUACAAAGGAGUGGCUAGGCAACCAGGGGUGCAUUUCUUAAAACCAUAGUUGCUAACUACAUUAGCUACUUUGUUGUUUUUAAUGCAAUUUCCCAUUGGCUGUAAGUUGCAACUACGCUUUCGAGAAACGCACCCCUGGCAUCUAGUGUUCAUAUCUAUGGGAGAUACCAACAGCAGCAGCAGCAGCAGCAGCAGCAGCGGAGGCCUUACCCACCAAUGCGUCUCAAGAGGAUCCAAUCCACAAUCCAGCUCCCCCCUCCCUUCCUCUCUCCUCUCUCGCCUGCCUGGUGGCGCUCUCUGCCCUUUAUAUGAAGAGCAGGUUUUUUUUUUUUUACAUAAAUGCAAAAAGACGAAUUUAAAAAAAAAGAGGAAUUUCAGAUCAAACUCAAUGCUGUUGUUUCCAGGCCACACAGAGACUUGUAUCAUCUUUGAAAAUCUGCCAAGCAUGGUGGGGGAUACAAUGACAAGACUGGACAUGGGGGAGAUAGAUUUUUAAACUUAGCUCUACGGACCGGAUAUUUUUUAUUAUUUUUUUGUUUGACAUAGGUGUGUGAACUGAAGGAGAGCGAAAAGGCGAGCUUUUUGUAGUCUAGAGAUGUUGGGGGUUGUGAUGGGGGAAAUUGAGUAGCACCGAUCUUCAAGAGAGCGCCGAGGUAGAAACGUCUCGAUCCUCAUCCUGCCAUAGUGAUUGACAACUGUUGUCACAGUUAUUUCAGUAGGCCAAUGCUCUAUCGCCAUCAGCAGUCCAAGCACAAAUCGUCAAGAGAAUACAGGUUCACACACACGCACGCACGCACACACACACACACACACACCAAGAGGUCUUCACAUCUUCAUCUGUAAGCUCUGGUCUUCUCAGGGUUCCAAGUGUAAUAGGGUUGCAAUCGAGUUUCAACAAAGCAUACAACUCAUGCACACAAUCCCAGGCAUGUACCUCUCCUCAGAAGAAAAAAAAAACAAAAGAAUAACCUAUCCAACGCAACAACAGACCAAUGAAAGAGGAAAUCUCUCUGUUUUAUUGUCAUCUGUGGUUGAAUUGUCUUUGAAUGAAAAAGAAAAAAGAAAAAGCAAAUGUGUAGGCCAAAGACAGUAUGGUGAUUUCAUUUUAACUCUAUCUGCUGGGUGUCGUCAAAUUGUUCAAGGGAGGACCAUGGUCAUAGUGGCCUUUGAAAAGUGGUUUCUCUUCUUCUCGACUCUGUGUUACCAUAGACAUGAUGACAACCCCUGAGAAACGUGACAGUCUCUUGUGGCCGUCAGUGCUGGGACAAGAACUCUCUUUUUGGGGACUCGUUUUUUGUUUUUUCUUCCUCCUCUUUUGUAAAAUAUGUGCAUAAAUGUUAUUAAAAAAAAGAUGUUGCUACAUUAAAAUGAGUUGAUGAUGAAAUGU